This is a messenger RNA of Synchiropus splendidus (mandarinfish), 1172 nucleotides long. RefSeq lists its product as uncharacterized. Gene Ontology annotation, biological process: phospholipase C-activating G protein-coupled receptor signaling pathway; positive regulation of Rho protein signal transduction. The coding region runs from base 147 to 989 and encodes 280 amino acids. The record is from RefSeq and is a predicted model, not a curated record. Lineage: Eukaryota; Metazoa; Chordata; Actinopteri; Syngnathiformes; Callionymidae. The transcript is spliced from 2 exons. Gene Ontology annotation, molecular function: lysophosphatidic acid receptor activity.
UCCAAAUGCAGUAUGCAAAUAAAAAGAAAAAAAAAACACAUCUGGCAUUACUCUGGUAUUUCAGCACCAGUAAACUGCUCAGUGGUGUUAGUCUGCAUCUGUAGCAGUGGAACAGGCUUGGCGAUUCCAGACCACAAGAACAGACAAUGAGAUCUCCUGGUAUGGCCAACAACACGUUUGCAUCACCUGAAUGCUUGGAAGACAGAACUACUAUUGCCGUCAACAAUGCAUUAUGUAUUUGUAGAACAUUAUUCCUCCUUCCUCCCUCCGUCCUCAUCCUCCAUCAUGCUCACCAACAUUGGCGGCAGCAGCGAUCCUUCGCAUCAGCAAGUCACUCGGACGUCUUCACCUACCACCUUUCUGUCAUUGAGCUCCUCAGCAUGCUGGGGUACUUAUUCUUCAUAUGUGGCUCGAGCGUGAAUCUUCCAACUCUGUCCAAGUUCGGUUACUUUGUGUCUUCUGUUACUGUCUAUGGAGAAUUAUUCUUUCACGUCCUGACCUGUGUGGAGCGCUACCUAGCCGUUGUUCACCCUGUCAUCUACCAAGGACUGAGAAACGCUCGAGGGGUCAAGAUCAGAAACUUCAGCGUGGCCUGUGUCUGGCUUGCCAUCAUCUGUUCAAUGUGUGGGGAUCUAGGCUUGAAUCCAAUUUUAUUAAUGUACAAGUCCAGUUGGUAUAUGCUCGUGUGCUUGGUAGUUAUUUUGUUCUGCAGUCUGUCUGUUGUCUGUGCUCUGAUUCGUCCUCCACCUGGGGACUUUAGCAAGCACGGAGAGAAACUCAACCAAUCACGAAGGAGGGCUUUAUACAUGAUGUUGGUGAUAUUAGGGGUGCUGUGUUUGUCCUUAAUAGGAUUUCUGUUUGGAAUUUUCCUUGCCCGUUUACUUUCAGACAACUUCUGUUUGUUAAUGUCCGGUAUUGCCUGGCUUAACAUUCCGUCCUCCCUGGUGUUGCCUCUGCUGUACCUUCACAGGAGAGGCAGACUGUCGUGACGUUUCUCUUCCAAGAUGUCAGAGAGACAGUAGAGGAUGCCCAUCUCAGAGAUUUGAAACUUAAAAUUAUGUUGUGGCUACACUCUUCUCAGACACAAGAGGUCACUUUUUAUGAGAAGAAGCUGCUUGUGAUAUUGGUCUGCUACUGACCUAAAACACUUAUGUAAUCCCUGUCUGGAUCUU